Molecule: messenger RNA, 3339 nt
Organism: Phacochoerus africanus (Common warthog)
Lineage: Eukaryota; Metazoa; Chordata; Mammalia; Artiodactyla; Suidae
Gene: TOMM20
Product: translocase of outer mitochondrial membrane 20
Exons: 5
Coding region: 131-568 (145 amino acids)
Biological process (GO): protein import into mitochondrial matrix; tRNA import into mitochondrion; protein targeting
Cellular component (GO): mitochondrial outer membrane translocase complex; mitochondrial outer membrane
Molecular function (GO): transmembrane protein transporter activity
Source: RefSeq, a predicted model, not a curated record
UAAGCCCCGCCUUUCCGCGUCCCUUGCGGCGGGCGUCAGGCCCGGUCAGCGGAGUCUGCUCAAAGGGUUUGCGGCCAAGGGGUACUUCGCAGUUCUCCCGCCGCAGCCGCCGCUCGUCCGUGGGGAGAAGAUGGUGGGCCGGAACAGCGCCAUUGCCGCCGGCGUGUGCGGGGCCCUUUUCAUCGGGUACUGCAUUUACUUCGACCGCAAGAGACGAAGUGACCCCAACUUCAAGAACAGGCUGCGAGAACGAAGAAAGAAACAAAAGCUUGCUAAGGAGAGAGCUGGACUUUCCAAGUUACCUGACCUUAAAGAUGCUGAGGCUGUUCAGAAAUUCUUCCUCGAAGAAAUUCAGCUUGGUGAAGAGUUACUAGCUCAAGGUGAAUAUGAGAAGGGUGUAGACCAUCUGACAAAUGCCAUUGCUGUGUGUGGACAGCCACAGCAGUUACUGCAAGUGUUACAGCAAACUCUUCCACCACCAGUGUUCCAGAUGCUUCUGACUAAGCUCCCAACAAUUAGUCAGAGAAUUGUAAGUGCUCAGAGCUUGGCUGAAGAUGAUGUGGAGUGAGAAACAAAUGUCAACAUAAUCUCAAUUAAAAAUAUUUUUAAAUCUUAACUUGGAAGAUGAGCAGCUCUGGGGGAGUAAGGGCAAAUAAUGCUUGUUAUGGACUGUCCUACACUGAAAUCUACCAAAGUUAAUUUUUACUUUGUGUAGAUCUGUUUGUCUGUUUUAUUUAUUUUUCCCAGUGAAAAGUGUAUUUUGAUAGAGAGCCUUUCCCUUUUAUAAAUACACUAUGAGUUACUGAAACAUGGAUUUUGUUUAUUCCUGAGAUAUGCAUUUAGAAUGUAUAUGGAACAUUACACUGCUUUCAUUAAAAAUGCCUAGUCCUGGAGUUCCCUUGUAGUGUAGCAGGUUAUGGAUCCAGCAUUGUCACUGCAACAUUGUCACUGCAGUGGCUUGGGUUGCUGCCAUGAUAAAUGGGUUUGAUCCCUGGCUUGAGAACUUCCACAUGCCACGGGUUCAGAUUAAAAAACCCAAUGUUCAGCUUUGAAAGAGAGACCAUAAGUGGUGUAGAAAGCUGAAGAAUGAACUUAUUUUUUAAAAAGCUCCAAUACGCUUUUGCUGCACAUCAGAAAAUUGGAUGAAAACUUGAUUAUUUAUCAAAACUGAGCAUUAAAGUCUUUGAGAGAUUAUUUAUUUUCAUUUAAUCUCUUAAAUGUGUGAUAGGCUGCUGUGAUGUAACAACUUCACCCCUCCAUAUGUAUUAGCUUUUAAAUAUUUUGUUCAAUCAGUGGGCUUAAUGUAUUCAGAUGUUUUCCUGCCUGUGUUUUAGAUGUGUGUAUCAGCAGCCGGCAGCUAGGUCUGUGUACCCCUUCAGCCCUUCACCUACCUGGUGAGCUUUGCCGUUAGUCUGCCUACUGCCUGCCUCAUACAUGAAAUGAGGGGAUUGGUCUGCUGAUUGAGCUUCUAAUUCCUUUGCUUCUGUUCAACACUUCAGAUCAAAUCCCAUUUUUGGGGGAGACAUACUUGUUUGGGCAGCCAGCCCUUGCAUUUUUUUUUAUAUACUCUUGAAUUUUGCAUGCCUGCCUGGCUUAGUAUUUCUGAAUUGAUUUUUUUUUUCUUCUUUUUAUGGUAUAACUUAUGUUGAUUUUCACUGAAAUCAUGGUUCUGUCACUACUUUUGUAAAUUAAUCUGAAACUUAACCUUCAAGGUAACUGGGAUGAUAUGCUUGUAAAAGGAUUUGUUUGCCUUUGCUUUUAUAUUAAGUGUACCUCCUUAAUCCCUUUCCAGUAUGAUUUAUCUUGUUGUGAGAAUAAGGUGUAACCUUGUGGCUAAAGACUUGCAAAGAGUAAAGAUAGUGGGACCUUCUAUUCUCAAAACAGUGAAAUACUAUCUGCAGCCACAGAUUCACUGUCAGACUUGAGAAUAAAGAUUCUUGGUACUUAGUGGUAACAUUUGAAGUGAGCUGCAUUUCUCAUUGUACACAUUGCCUUUAUUCUGUCUAAAAGCCUGUGGAGAGACCCUCAAGAUUUUUUAGAUAUACUGGGUGUUUUGUUUUUCUUUAAAACAUUUCUUAACCACAGGGGUUUUGUGGUGGUUGUGAUAUGGUGGAAAAAAUUUGGAGCAUGGUUCUAUUUUCUGCGUCUGCAUAGCUACACAACCUUGGGCAAAUCCACAUUACUUCUCUGCUCUUAUUCCCACUAUUCUCAUCUAUAAAAUUAGAUUAUCAGACUAGGUCACUCAUACAUUUAAGGACUCUUCUUCAGGUUUGUGAUCCUGAACCCUUAAACUGCUUUUUUUUAGUGACAACCCCACAUGCUUUUUGGGGUGGGUGACCAGUACAAACGUGUUGGGGCAGAGAGCUUGGCAAGAGAGGAAGGGAGCCAGACAAACUAAGGGCCAGCUGGAGGAGUAUAAGGUGUCAACUUAGGAGGGAAUGAAGACUGUGUGUUCUUACAAACUGUAGUGCAGCCCACGCUGAGUAUCACUUAGCUUUCUGAGAAAUAAUCAGCUUUGCUUUAAUGCUUAUUGAAGAGGUAGUGAUGUCCUUACUUCAGAGCUGAUUGUGCCAAGUAUGCUUUAUUUAAAUAACAGCUCCGCUGCUUUAAAAUUAGGUACCACUUUUGAAAGCUAGCUGUGUUGUGUUAAGACGACCAGCACCAAAAAUGUUUUCCCCAUAUUCCCCUCAGACACGUAAUUGCUGAACACUAACGUUUUGCACAGUGAUGGAACCAGGUAGUAGUGGGGCUGUUGCCCAAAUGCUGCUCAACCCAAGAUCUGUGUAGAGUGAUAAUAGCUGGAUGUUCCUGUGUAGUAAUGGUGUGCACUUAAAUCUUUGGAAACGAAAUGUUUGUGCACAUUGGCAUGCUUCCUUGGACGUAGAUCUGUUGUUUGGUUACACAAUAUGAAAGAGCAUUUAGGAAGUCCUCUAGGUGGUUCAGUGGUUAAUGAACCUGACUAGGAUCCAUGAGGGCGCGGUUAAGAAAGAAAAACCAUUUAAAACCUGGGUGUAUCCGUGCUGUUCUGUUGACAGAUGAUAGAACUUAGGUUCACAUCCAACUUAAAGGUGAAGAGUGUAAAACCUGGGACAUUGUGUGUAUGGGCAGUCAGUAACCACUUGUCCUCUUACUCCUCAGUAAGUUUGAUAGCUUAUCAUCAUGCCUGCCUUGCUCACCUUGUUGAAUCAACCUAUGGAGCAGAGUGUGUGUUAAUGAAAUGUCACUGCAGAAGAGGUUUUUUGAGAAAAAUUAGUAUAUCAUGCAGAUGUAAUGAAAAAUGCAGUUUUAUUAUUGCUUGCGCCUCAGCUGUUUAAGUGAUAUUAAAGGGCUUGGAGAAAA